AUGGAGGCAAUCGACGAGAAGGAGAAGGUGACGAUUCGAGACGUCAGCCACGACGAGGAAGGGAUAAAGCUAAUCGAAAAGGCGAAGAUCGACUCUCGCAACAUCGACACCAUUAGGUACGUUGAGAGGAAGCUCAUUGACAAGGGAUUCCAGCGUCUUGAACGCCAGCCGGUUCAGCCGCCGCCCAAGUCCGGCCAUGGCGGCAAGUUCACUUGGGAAGGACCCCGCGAUUCCAUUCAGAACGAGCUCUCCCCCGCCCCGGCUGCCAUUGAUGAGAACGAUCCGAACUAUGUCGAUGAAGUGGAGGAGAAGGAGGAGGAGGUCGCCGGAUUGGUGGUCGGUGAAGUGGAGGUGGCCAAGGCGGCGGAGGUCAUGGAGGGGGUGUAA
Messenger RNA from Cucurbita maxima (winter squash), 387 nucleotides. RefSeq lists its product as uncharacterized. The record is from RefSeq and is a predicted model, not a curated record. NCBI's taxonomy places the organism in Eukaryota, Viridiplantae, Streptophyta, Magnoliopsida, Cucurbitales, Cucurbitaceae. The transcript has a single exon. The coding region runs from base 1 to 387 and encodes 128 amino acids.